This is a messenger RNA of Mesocestoides corti, 2190 nucleotides long. The record is from the annotation of a GenBank genome assembly. NCBI's taxonomy places the organism in Eukaryota, Metazoa, Platyhelminthes, Cestoda, Cyclophyllidea, Mesocestoididae.
AUGCAACUAACAGCCACAAAAGCGCCCUCGGAGGAGAUGUCCUUGACGAACCACGUCUUCUUAAACAGUCGUGAAUACAACGAGUCGCUGCGCUACAGCAUUUUUCACACAGGCGUCGCGCAAGUGGGCGAACAUAUCGCUGGACCAGGUGCUGGGCAUCGAGCCCUGCAAGAUCGGCCCGAACGGCUACCUCAGUCUGGCCCACCUCUCUGUCGAGAUGCACGGGAAGAAACAGUAGGUGCCCCGGUUUGUUUCAGCGCCCACUUUAGGGGACCCCGCGACCCAAUAAAUUCGGACCUCCUCUCCCAGAAAUUCUCAACUCACAUGGCUGAUACACCGCUGACGGUUGACCAGCCACUUCUCUUUCGGUUCGACCAGCUUCUUCUGUCAGUCACGGUCAAGUCAUUGUCAGCGGUAUCCAUGCAGAAGGGGGACAGCAAGUGCCAGUUUGGACUACUCACGGGUAACACCAUUGUGACGUGGGAACGCACACCAGAGUCAACCCUCUUGCUGAUCGGAAAAUCGAUCCAGGGGGGUCUGGGAGGGGCAGGCGGGCACAUGAGUAUCAUAAACCCCAACUGGGACUUUGCCCAGAUGGGAAUCGGCGGUCUAGACAAGGAGUUCUCGGCUAUCUUUCGACGCACCUUCGCCUCUCGGAUGUUCCCGCCCGAGGUCUCUCAGCAGCUAGGCAUGAAACACGUCCGAGGCAUUCUGCUCUACGGGCCGCCGGGCACUGGCAAAACUCUGAUGGCACGCCAGAUCGGCAAGAUGUUGAAUGCCCGCGAGCCCAAAAUCGUCAACGGGCCCUCGAUCCUGGACAAGUACGUUGGCGAGUCGGAGGCCAACAUUCGAAAGCUCUUUGCCGACGCGGAGGAGGAGGAGAAACGACUGGGUCCGCACUCCGCGUUACACAUCAUCAUCUUCGACGAGAUCGACGCCAUCUGCAAGACCCGAGGCUCUGUUGGCUCAGGAGCUGGGGUACAUGAUACCGUGGUCAACCAGCUUCUCACCAAACUCGAUGGUGUCGACCAACUCAAUAACAUCCUCGUCAUUGGGAUGACCAAUCGUCGCGACAUGAUCGACGAGGCACUGCUGCGUCCAGGACGUCUUGAGAUGCAACUCGAGAUUUCACUGCCAGACGAAGCCGGUCGACUGCAGAUCCUGAACAUCCACACCGCGAAGAUGGCGGCCUCCAAGAAACUGAGUCCUGACGUCGACCUGAAGGAACUCGCCGCACGAACGAAGAAUUUCAGCGGUGCUGAAAUCGAGGGCCUCUGUCGGGCUGCCGCCUUCACGGCGAUGUACCAGUUAGUCAAGCCAUCAGGAAAGGAGAAGAUCGACCCAGAUGCCUUCGACAAGCUCUUAGUCAAACGCUCCGAUUUCAUGUUCGCCCUGGAGAAUGACGUCAAGCCGAUGUUCGGCACCGCCGAUGAGGAGCUGGCGCACUAUGCUCCCCGCGGAAUAAUGAUCUGGGGCGACACGGUGACCCAGUCGCUGGCCAUGGGUGAGUUGGCGGUUCGUGCGGUCUCCCAGUCCGACCGGGAGACCUAUCGGCCCGUCACUCUGCUCCUAGAGGGACCCCCGAAGGCCGGCAAGACGGCGUUGGCCGUCGAGAUCGCACGACGAUCGGGCUUUCCUUUCGUGAAGAUUGUCACCUCACACAAGAUGAUUGGCUACACGGAGACUGCGAAGUGCAUGGCCAUUAAGAAGGUCUUCGACGACGCCGCAAAGUCUCCAAUGAGUGUGGUAAUUGUGGAUAACAUCGAGGGCCUUAUCGAAUACAACCCAGUUGGGCCCAGAUUCUCCAACUACAUGGUCCAAGCAAUCAAGGAUCUGGUCUCACAGCCUCUUCCUGCCGGUCGCAAGAUGCUCGUCCUCGCCACGACUAGCCUUCGCAGUGCCAUGGAGGAGCAAUACGUGACGCACUCCUUCUCGUGGCACAUCCACGUUAGCAUGAUGUCGAAACCGGAGCACAUUGCGUCGGCCCUGGAGGAAGACCAGCGCCUCACGGCUCAGGAGUGCUCGCAGAUUGAACGGAACCUCAUCCAACGCCAGCAAACCGACCCUUCGUUCACCCUCUGUGUUGGAAUCAAGCACCUCAUCGACCUCCUGGAUCUCGUCUCGAAGAUGGAACCAGAGCACCGGGUAGCAGCAUUCCUCUCCAAGCUUGAAGACGACAGCCUUGUCUAG